AUGAUGCAUUGCUUAUUGUUCAUCGCAUUUCUUUCUGCCUUUUAUGGUAUAGGAACAGAACAGGAUGUUGGUAGAAGCGACGCCUUUGAAACUGAUGCUAAUCAUGAUAAGCUGUUUCGAAUCGAAGGACGUGUCAUUUUUCCGCCGGAACCGUCGUUUUCUGAAUCCAGUCGGCGAUUGAAUUGUCGAGUAUUGGUUAACUAUGGUCAGCUGGUUGCUUUCGUAAGACAAAACGGCAGUUUUACGGUGCGUAACGUGCCUUCGGGUUCAUACGUCGUGGAAGUGGCCAGCACGGAAUACAUGUUCGACCAAUUUCGCGUGGACAUCACCAGCAAGGGCAAAAUUCGCGCCCGUCGAGUGGACUACCUUCAGCCGUCGCUGGUCAGCAUUGUGCCGUACCCGCUGAAGUUCGUGCCGUUGCAUCCAAUGAAGUACUUUCGUUCCCGCGAGCAAUGGCGGAUCACCGAUUUCCUGUUCAGCCCAAUGGUGCUUAUGAUGAUCAUGUCUUUGGUGAUUAUCCUGUUGCUGCCGAAGCUGGCCAAUGUCUCCGACCCGGAUAUCCAACGGGAAAUGCAGCAGUCUCUGCAGAUGCCCAAGUACGACCUGCCCGAGUUGUCUGAGGUGAUGGCCAAUUGGUUCGGCGGUGGGGGUGCCGGCACCUCGAAGAAGACCGCUAAGAAAAAACCUGGCAAAUUAAAGAAAUGA
Messenger RNA from Soboliphyme baturini, 705 nucleotides. The record is from the annotation of a GenBank genome assembly. Lineage: Eukaryota; Metazoa; Nematoda; Enoplea; Dioctophymatida; Soboliphymatidae.